CACUCCCCGCCCCUGCUCGACCGGAGACGGGGUGUGAUUCCCGGCUGGGAGAAUGUGACGCCUCGGUGUCUCCGGUGUUUAUUUUUUUAACUCAUUAGAACGAGCGGCGGAACGUUUUUUCUGUGCUUGUGUCGAUCUUCGGUUCCUCGGUCGUGCCCUCGCUGCGGAGACACCUGGACGGAGCCGGACGGGCAGGAGGAGAUCCGCGCGUGUGGCUGAUCCGCGGUUCUAUAAUAUGUCCAGGAGAAAACAGACCAACCCCUUCAGAGUUGACUGGCCAUUCCACACUUCAGGCAUCACAGGAAUACAGCACACUAUUAACAUGGACGGCAGGGACGAAUUCCCCGAAGACAGUGAAUGCUGCAGCAACAACUCCCGGGAGGUCCAAGGGCAGGAUAGCAUCACAGAAGACAGCGACAGUGACCUCGACAACCACGGGGAAGACUCGUCCUCCAACUGCUCCGCCGACGACCACAUGUCCACCAACAGAACACCGUGCCGCCUCCAGGGAGCGGGAGUCAAAGAGGAGAGUGAGGACGGGACCGAGCACAUCAGCACCUUUGUCUGUCCUCUCUGCCCGCUGGAUUUCAGCAGCCCUGAGAAACUCAUCUCCCAUGUCUACCAGCACACGGCCAUGAUGAGCAACACCAAGAGCUACGUGUGCCCGGUGUGUGGGCGGGCCCUGAGUUCGCCUGGCUCCCUCGGACGCCAUCUUCUCAUCCAUUCCGAGGACCGCCUCUCCAACUGCGCUGUCUGCGGCGCACACUUCACAGACAUCAACAACUUUAACAGGGAGAAGCUUAAAGACGUCCUCGAAACAAACAGGAUGGAUGUCAGUGGUGGAAGGGACUGCUCCAUGUCCCCGUCCCUCUCCAGCAGCCCCAUGGACAGCCCAGGCUCCGGCCCUCGCUCCUGCCAUGGACCAGGCCCCAGCCCGAGUUCAUGUCAGGGUCCGCGCCCGUGUCAAGCACCUGACCCAAACCCCAACUUAUGUCAAGCCCAUAGCACCUGCCAGGGACAAGGCCACAUCUCGAGCCAGUGUCAAGGCCCCAGGUCAUGUCACGGCCUGGGUUCUGGGUCGUGCUCGGGCUCCGACCAAGGACCUGCCUUCCCCUCGCUGCCCGACAGUCUCCUCUCUGAAGGGCCGUCACUCGCAUCUAUCCCCGAUGCGCUUAACUCCUCUUCCUCAGGCCUUCCUCCCAUCCCCGACAUAAUGAGCCCCAUGCCGGUGUAUCCUGCAGGGGUGCUGCUGGUGUGCAACAGCUGCGUUGCCUAUCAGCAGCUGCUGGAGGCCCAGUCGCCGAUGCGGAAAUGGGCUCUGCGGAGGAAGAACGAGCCCGUGGAGGCUCGCAUGCACCGUCUGGAGCGCGAGCGCACGGCGAAGAAGAACAAGCGGGCGUGUGAGACGGACGAGGAGAAGGAGCUGAGGAGGCUGCGGGACCGCGAGGCCAAGCGCAUGCAGCGGAUGCAGGAGAGUGAGGAGCAGCGGUCGCGCCGGCUGCAGAGGGACAGGGAGGCCAUGCGUCUGAAGAGGGCCAACGAGACGCCGGACAAGAGGCAGACGAGGCUGAUCCGCGAGAGGGAGGCCAAGAGGAUCAAGCGGCGACUGGAGAAGAUCGACCCUGCCCUGAGGACCCAGAUAGAGCACGAUCCCGCCGCCAUGGCCGCGCUCACAGCUGACAUGAGUCUCUUUCAGUUCCCCUGCCCCAUGCCGGUCCCUUCCAUGGAUAACGGCCUGUUCAUGAAGCUGCCCUGAUCGCACCAGGCCUCUGGGGGAAGGGUUUUAUGACAAACUGGCUUCUGAGCAGCAUCACUAACCUCUGCCCUCCACCAACACGCUGUCGUGGUCACAGCAAAAAACCACCAUUCCUCGCUGGUUUACUCCCAGCGUCUUCUGUGUCUAACAGAUUCACAAACUGUGUGGUGAAUACAGUUAAAAAAAAACGACAUCAGUUUCUAAUUUAUUACAGCGGAGGAAACCUUGGAAACAGGGUUGAGAAUGUUUCAUAAUGGAUGGAUGAUGACAUAAAAGCAUGUUGUAAAGAGAUUUAUCUUUUUUCUGUGGACUCUCAGAUUUAACACAGUUCAUUCUAGAAGGAGCAGUUGUACUUCCUUUGAGGGGAAAUUUCUAAAAAAAGUCUUUUGCACAUGGACCUUCAGUAAAAGGGAACCGGGGACUCUGUAGCCCCAGCGCCCUCCUCUCUGGUCCACUCCCGCCAGCCCAGUGACUCGGGUUUACCGGUAGCUACACCUCUCUCUUCAAGCUGCCACCGAGGGUCCCUGGGAAGUUCACCUUCAGUAAAAAAACGACUACCUCAGCCGGGGCCGUGGUCCCGUGGCUCACCGCGCUCCCACUCCCAAGCUUCCAAAGCUCUACACGUACUGUUCACUACGACAGAGGACGGGUUGUUUCCCCACAGUUUGUGUUUGCAUGGAUCACUCAGGCACUUUAAUAGGACACAAACAUUCACAGGGACGAGCGACUGAUGUACAGAAACACACCGGUACUACACAAACUUCUUAGGGUUGAUGGUAAUGUUUAACAGACACACUCUGAAUGUUUUGUCCUAUUGAACUCGCCCCGUGUCGAGCAACAUCCCCCCCCCCCAUCUCCUGAGUUGUACAUUUGCUUCUUUACAUUCUCUUUGCCAAUAUUUGUUUUUUCUUUACGCUGUUAAACCUUUCGCCAGUGUCAUGAAUAAUUUUGACUUUGUGUUACAGAGGAUUUCUCUGGCUCUCACAAACCGCUGCUGUUCUUGUACUGUACAAUACAUUAGUUACCUCUUGUGUAUUUGGGGCUCAUCACUCACAUUUAGGAGUGUUGUGCUUAAAUGUUCUGUUCAAGUGGAGCAGCACCGGAACACGUUACCCAUUACUUGAACUCUGCCCAUAAAAGAUGCAUUUUUUGUUUCCCUGAUGACGGAUCAAUGACGAUAUGAAACAGGACCACUUUCGUUAUAUUUCCUCUGUCCUUUCCUCAGAAACACAUCUGUUGAAUCACGACAGGCGGGAAUUAUUUUAACCUCGUGUUCCGAUUUUAAUUUUGUAUUUCCCCAUCUGCUACCGAGCACUGAGGCUAAAUCCAAGUCCGUUCUGGGAGAGAUUUUAUUCAUCGGUGUUCAUUAACCUCAUUCCAGCACAUAUUUAUGCAAUAUGAUGUGAAUAUAUUUUUCUCGUGGAAAUAUUUGGGUUGCUUUGUUUUCCGUCAAGUGGUAUCAAAUCAUUUCCAUGAAUGUGUUGAAUUAGAGGCCAUGUUUGGAUGAUCCCGUGUUUUAAUAUCCUGCCUGUAAAGUUACCUCCAGCUUGUUUUGACUUCACCUCACCAGAUGCAAAUGGUCAUAGCGUCGGAGAUGAGCGUGGCUGAAACACUCUUCUACAACUAUCAGAGACGGGGGGACGAGUGCUGGUCCUGUUUGAGUCACUCCUAGACCAGAGUCCCUCGACCUGGCGGCUUGUUGCAGAAAACAUAACGAGUGACGAUGAAAACAAAUUGGGAUUUUUUUUUCUUGCGUCUCAUCCUCAGAGACUCUUCUAGGAGUGCAUCAAGCCUCUAUGCAACAGAUUAAGGGAAAUUAAGUCACUUUUCCCCUGAAACUAUGCAGAAUGCGACUUUAAUUCAAACAGACUUCAAUGUUAAAGAGUUUAGCUUCUCAGGCAAUUUAACUCAGUGAGAGGGUUCAGAGCCUCGAUGCAACACCCUGGUCCAUAAGAAUCAUUUAGAGGUCGAUCACACGAUGAGACGGAGACGGGCUCCGGAGACAGUCUGCCUCCUGAGAUGUGUCCCCUCUCUGCGGCUCAGCACACGAAAGCAACAGGGUCUCACUGCCAUCCUGCUCAUGACACACCGAGGGGAGAUCAGUGUUCUCGACAGGUGUCACUUGUCUCUUCUCUCAGACUGAAUUCUGGGUAUUCUCUCCGAGGUCGCUCUCGGAAACUGCUGUGAUCCCUUUGGUCCCCCCCCCAGCAGCAGAAUAACGGGACAGGAAACGUCAGCAUCCGAAAAAUACUCCCGCUAAGGAAAGUAGGAGGAACCCGGGAGAGACGCUGGUCUUUUUUACAAGCAGUACGCUCCGUGUGGAUUAAAUAAGCACUGCAUGUCGUGAAACUGCACUUGUCCUAGAAUGGUUCGAUAUGAGCUUGUGUUCUACUGUUAGUUUAUGCCUGCCUGUUUUUUACAGUUAAGUCAAAAGAACGAUGUUGUCGAUGACGUCGGCCUUUCUAUAGUAAUUCUAUCAGGAUUUUCUCUCGAUGUCCAUGUUUACAGAACAAAUCUCGCUGAACAAGGCCAAAUGAAUGAGCUAAACUGCAAAUGAGAACAUUCACGCUCGCCGUGAUAUCAAUGCAUUCUGACUGGAUGGGCCUCUGGGGGCGCCAUCCUCUGUUACUGGAUUAACAGAUGUACAGACCACGAUGAAACAUGAAGAAUGUGGAAAUAAACAUCUUUACUACAAUGAA
This is a messenger RNA of Platichthys flesus (European flounder), 4455 nucleotides long. RefSeq names its product zinc finger protein 821 (gene znf821). NCBI's taxonomy places the organism in Eukaryota, Metazoa, Chordata, Actinopteri, Pleuronectiformes, Pleuronectidae. Gene Ontology annotation, cellular component: nucleus. Gene Ontology annotation, molecular function: DNA-binding transcription activator activity, RNA polymerase II-specific; RNA polymerase II cis-regulatory region sequence-specific DNA binding. The transcript is spliced from 6 exons. Gene Ontology annotation, biological process: regulation of transcription by RNA polymerase II. The record is from RefSeq and is a predicted model, not a curated record. Bases 236 to 1756 code for a protein of 506 amino acids.